AUGGCCCCUGUGCGCCUUCGCCAUCCAAAGGGCGUGUCCACCAUCGAGGUUCUCUUGGACGCACCCGACUUCACCAUCCUCGACCUUCAGCAAGAAAUCUAUGCAACCACAAACAUCCUUCCCUCGCGCCAGAUUCUCAAGGCCGGAUACCCGCCCCGCCAGCUAACUAUAGUUCCUGAUCUUCCACUUCAGGCCCUGGGUCUGCAGCGGGGAGACCAGAUCAUCGUUAACGAGGCCUCUUCAGACCAGGCCCCCCCUCCCCAAUCCCAGUCGUCUUCCGUCCCAGCGAGGUCCCCACUAGCCCCAGCACCUACCCAAACAUACACCGCUCCUGCUCCGAUACCACGAUCUGUGCCAGUACAACCAUCUCCUCCAGUCCAGUCGUCCGGGCCAGACAGCGUAGAGGUCGAUGGCAGCUUCCUCGUACAUCGGAUUGUUCCAGACGACAACUCGUGUCUCUUCUCAUCAGUAGCACUUGUGUUCGAACAGAGCAUAUCGAAAGCUCAGCAGAUUCGCAAAAUCGUAGCAGAUGGCAUCCGUAACAACCCAGAGACCUAUAACGAAGCUAUUCUCGGAAUGCCACCUUCCCAAUAUAUCGCCACAAUUACCAAGCCCACUUCCUGGGGAGGCGCGAUUGAGCUUAGUAUCAUAGCAGCGCACUACUCGGCCGAGAUAGCCAGCAUCGACGUCGAAACGGGACGGAUCGACCACUUCUCGCCGGGCGAGCACGGCGCCGCUUCGGGCAUGCGCGCGAUCCUCAUCUACUCGGGCAUACACUACGACGCCGCGACUCUCGCACCCAUGGCCGAUGCCCCUGACGAGUGGCACCAGACACUUUUCCCUAUCCUUUCAGGUGACGAUAACUCGGAUCCUAUCCUCGUCGCAGCGAAGAAGCUCGCAGACAUCCUUCGCUCCAAAAAGGCCUUCACUAAUACCUCGACGUUUGAUCUCAGAUGCGAGGGGCUUAAAGGCGAGAAGGGUGCUCGAGCCCACGCAGAACAGACUGGUCACGUCCGCUUCGGAGAAUACUAG
Molecule: messenger RNA, 1032 nt
Organism: Psilocybe cubensis
Lineage: Eukaryota; Fungi; Basidiomycota; Agaricomycetes; Agaricales; Agrocybaceae
Exons: 7
Coding region: 1-1032 (343 amino acids)
Biological process (GO): endoplasmic reticulum unfolded protein response; protein deubiquitination
Cellular component (GO): nucleus; cytosol
Molecular function (GO): cysteine-type deubiquitinase activity
Source: RefSeq, a predicted model, not a curated record